AUGGCCGAGCUAAGCAGAGUUGAGUCGAUGCAAUACCCUGCCGGCCAUUUGUCCCAUCUUUCGGAGAAUCAACAGUCCCAGCUUGUCGAGUUCAAGGCCAUCUGCGAGAAGGCUGGCUACUACACGCCUGCAGUCGGGCAGAAACAUGCAAGCCAUGACGACGAGACUUUACUGCGCUACUUGCGCGCACGUCGUUUUGUUCCCCAAGAAGCCUUCAAGCAGUUCAAGGACACUGAAGAUUGGCGCAAGGAGAACAAGCUGAGCGAGAUCUUCAACACCAUUGAUGUUGAGGAGUACGAGCAGACACGUCGUCUGUAUCCGCAAUGGCUUGGCCGACGUGACAAGCGCGGCAUUCCCCUCUUCCUCUUCGAAGUCGCCCCGCUCAAUUCCAAGAAUAUCUCUGCAUACGAAAAGCUACUCGCAAAGUCAAAGACCACCCUUCCCAACGUUCCAACCAAGAAUCUGCGCCUCUUCGCCCUCUAUGAAUCCCUUACAAGGUUCUACUCACCAUUGUGCUCCAUGGUGCCUCGCGCCUACCCGGAGACUCCCAUUUCGCAGAGUAACAACAUUGUGGAUAUCAGUAAUGUUGGUCUGAAGCAGUUUUGGAAUCUCAAAGGACACAUGCAGGACGCUUCCGUCCUAGCCACAGCACAUUACCCAGAGACACUCGACAGGAUAUUUAUUGUUGGCGCGCCUAGCUUCUUCCCCACCGUCUGGGGCUGGGUCAAGCGAUGGUUUGAUCCCAUCACGGUAUCCAAAAUCUUCAUCCUUUCCCCGUCGAAUGUAUACUCCACACUAUCCCAAUAUAUCGACCACGACAACAUUCCUAAGAAGUACGGCGGCGGCCUCGACUUUGAGUGGGGCCAAUUGCCCAACCUGGAACCGACCAUUGAGGCGCAAAUGAAGUGGGAGAAGCCAAACAUACAGAAUGGACGUAAGACGUUCCCAAUUGGACCACUAAAGUGGGAAGAUGGAAAAGACGGAGCAAUGGAGGCUUGGGGCGUUGGCACUGAGGGCGGCGCACAGAGACACGAGCUCAUCUUCACCAUCCCUAACCCCGUGGGCUACAGACAAGGCGAUGUGAUUCCACCUACACCUGUAGCGGAGAUUGGAGAUCCCCUCACAACAACGGGAACAGCUACCCACCCCCCAGAUAGCGAUGUGCCAGACGUAGACACCCCACCUUCAGAACCCGAAAGUCCAACCACAACCACUUCACCCACCACCACAACCCUGCCCAUCCGCUCCGGCACCUCAGAACCUCGCUUUGAGCAACAAAGCCACACGCACGCCUCGGGACAAUUGGCAGAGGGUACCCCCGACGCCGCAACCAUCGACCAUGGCCACGGUGACAAGAGCGUCAGCGUCGAAACCCGCACCAUUGGCCAGGCUCCCAAAGAGGUACCCCUCCCCGAUCCACAACCACCCGCGGCCCCCAGUUACCUAGACCAAGCUAAAUCCGCCGCCGCAUCAGCCUCCGCCGUAGUCACUUCCACCGCCACUUCGGCUGCCUCAGUCGUAGCCAGCGUCGUCAACGGCAAGGAGCAAGAUAAGCCUGCGGAGCCGGCCCGAGAAAAGACUCCCGAGGAAAAAGAAAUCGAUCGUCAGAUUGAUGCUACGAGCAACAAGGAUGUAGAGGCCUUUUUGAGGGAUCAGACCGCGAGUCGGAGCCAAGUCGUUAGUUCGUAG
Molecule: messenger RNA, 1689 nt
Organism: Bipolaris victoriae FI3
Lineage: Eukaryota; Fungi; Ascomycota; Dothideomycetes; Pleosporales; Pleosporaceae
Exons: 4
Coding region: 1-1689 (562 amino acids)
Source: RefSeq, a predicted model, not a curated record